GCUUACACAUCCAGAAGCGGAGCUUCCCUGCAUGGAUUCACUUCAGAAGACCAACAAGUACCUUUUGAAAACCUCUGAAAACAUUCAUUUGUGAAACAAUUGCAUCUGCUCUCAAACCCCCAGACUUUCCCUGAUUUGAAUUGGACGAUUGCACGUAAAUAGAGGCACAAAUAAUCCCCACCCGUAAUGCUGGACAACACGAAGGUUUACGUCGAACUGGGUGUCGCCAAGCUGGAGAACGCCCCCGAAGCCCUGAAACCUCGCAAGUCGUGCCUCGGAGGGGGUCGCGAUCCCAAUGAGGAGAGCUCCACAAAUGCACUCAACACAAGCACUUCUUCCUCUCGAAACGCCUCAGAAUGGGCCGAACCCGACGUCAUUGACAGUAGGUUUAGUUUGGCGACCGUAUCUGAGACUUCCAGGACUUCCAAUGCCACCGUUGAGGGUUCUCCAAGCUCUCAAAGCAGGUUCCUCGUGGCUCCCGCAGACGACGAGCCGCAGGAAUCCCACCGGAGCUGCGGGUGUGUGAUGGCGUUCCUGCGCUGUCUGGAGGAGACGCCGCUAAUGGUGUCGGGACUGUUCCUGACGGUUCUCUUCUGCGUGACCAUCAUCGUCAUCAUCCCGUCCACCGGCAGGAGCCUGGGCGCUCAUGUGGCGGCGUUCGCAGUGGUGUGUGUGGUGGUGUGUGUCUGCGUGGCUCUUCUGGCGUGUUUGCCGUGUUUGCCGGUGCUUCGGCGGGGAGAAACGCCACUCGCGCUCUUCAUCUGGUCUCUGCUCCUCAUCGUCGCCUUCGUGUUCGUCUUCACCGGAGGCGUCGUCACCGCCUGGGACCAGGUCGCGUUCUUCCUCUUUCUGUCACUGUCCGUUUAUACGGUUCUUCCUCUCAGGCUCUCAUGGGCUCUGAGCUUCGGCAUCGGAGUGAGUGUUUGUCACAUCGUCACCAUCAGUACGUAUGUGUCCCUCACCAGUCCGCAGACACGUGACCUUGUCGUGCAGUUGGUGGCGAACGCAGUGCUGUUUGUGUGCGUCAACUGUGUUGGCAUGUUUCACCUCUGGCACACUGAGCACGCUCACAGGAAGACCAGCAAGAAACGAGAAGAUUUCAGCAAAAACCGCUCCACGCAGGCCAAACAGAAACGCGAUCAGGAGCAUCUCCUGCUGUCAGUCUUGCCUCGAUACAUCGCCAUGGAGCUGAAGACUGAAAUCGUCAAGCGUCUGACCAAAUCAUGUUCCGCUGAGGACAAUAGACCUAAUUUCCACAGUCUUUACAUCCGACAGCACAGAGACAUCAGUAUCCUGUACGCUGAUAUCGUGGGCUUCACACACCUGUCCGGCACCUGCACACCUGAGGAGCUCGUCGCCGUUCUCAACAAACUCUUCGGCAGGUUCGACGACACCGCCAAGAAGAACGGCUGCUUGCGUAUUAAAAUCCUGGGCGACUGUUAUUACUGCGUCUCUGGUCUUCCCGAUCCGAUCUCUCAUCACGCUCGCAACUGCGUUCAGAUGGGCCUGGACAUGUGCAGCGCCAUAAAUAAGCUGAGGGAAGCGACGGAAGUGAACAUCAACAUGCGUGUAGGCGUGCACACGGGUAACGUUCUGUGCGGCGUGAUCGGCCUUCAGAAGUGGCAGUACGACGUCUGGUCAGAUGACGUGACUCUAGCCAAUCACAUGGAGUCUGGAGGAGUGGCUGGGAGAGUCCACAUCACGGAGGAGACGCUGGUUCACCUGGAUGGGAAAUACCAGGUGGAGGAUGGAGAAGGCGGGAGUCGGGAUUCCAGUUUGAAGGGAAGGAGAACAUUCCUGGUCAUUGACCCUAAUACAGAAAAGUGGAGUACAACAACACAGACUAAUGAGCUGAAGGUGAACAACAGACUCCCGGAUCGGCACAAGCUCCGGGCGUCGGUGCGCAUGUCGCAAUAUCUGAAGUCCUGGGAAUCCGUCACACCGUUUUAUGGACUCAAACAAUCAGAGGCCUCGCUGAAAGCUCCGCCCACCGCUGACAGCGGCAUCAGCCAAUCACAGCAGGAGCUGACGGAUGUGAACACUCACAGAUCAACACCAAAUGGACCGACAGACUCGUUAGACCCUCUGGAAAAUGAAAGGAGAAGAGCGAAGCUGAACUGGGUGACGCUAUUUUUUAAUAACAUCCAGUUCGAAAAAGAGUAUUCUCUGAGUGAAGUCCAGGGGCUUCAUCACUCUGUGGGAUGUCUGGCCUUCAUCUUCAUCUCUGUGUUCGUGGUUCAGAUGUUGACCUCGCAAAAAAACUUUGCUCUUGCGGUGUCGUAUGGAGCCACUUUCCCAGUCCAGAUCCUGAUUGCACUGGUGGUCUUCACUAGAUUCCUGAAGCGCUGGAGCUCUAAGAUCCCCCCCAGCAUCCUCUGGGUGUCGUUCCUGUGUGGCGGCGUGGUCACCAGGGCGGCGCUGCGUUUGCUGCUGGUGUUCCUGUGUCUGCUCAUCACGCUGCUCAUGGCAGUGCUCAACUUAGUUUUUAUACCAGGCGAUGACUGCAUAAAUGUUUCCCACAAUGCAACAGAAUUGAACAACCUGAAUCUCUACACUGUCCCGUAUUAUCUGUACUGCUGUCUGUUGGCGAUGCUGGGUGUGAUGGUGUUUGUGCGUGUGUGUGUGUCUGUGAAAGUCUUCCUCCUGACGCUAGCGCUAGUGGUUUAUCUAGCGCUCUUCUUGCACGUGUACGCACCGCGCUCCGACUGCUACGUCAAACAGCUCUACAACGACAGCCCACCGGGAGUUCUUAAGGAGCCCAAGAUCAUGUCCGGCAUUUGGCUGGUCAUUUUCUACUUGACUUCCCUUGUUCUUGUGCGACAGGACGAGUUGGGCUCUCGCACAGAGUUCCUGCUGGAGAAGUGUUUUAUAAAAGAGACGGAGGAGAUGGAGACGACGAAGAACGUGAACAGACUCCUCUUGCAGAAUCUGCUGCCGGGACACGUCACCGAGUUCUACAUCGGCAAGGACGUCCCAAACCAGGACUUGUACAGCAAGUCGUGCGAGUGUGUGUGUGUUAUGUUCGCGUCCGUGCCGCAGUUCUACAAAGAGUUUUACAGCGAGAGCAGCGUCAACAACAACGGGCUGGAGUGUCUUCGCUUACUCAACGAGAUCAUCUCAGACUUUGACGAGCUCCUUAUCAAGCCAAAAUUCAGUGCGGUAGAAAAGAUCAAGACCAUCGGGAGCACUUACAUGGCGGCGGCCGGCCUGACCAAUCCUGCCAAAACGGAGGAGCAACUAGCCUGCGACACGUCGUACAAUCACAUUCGCAGCAUGUUGGACUUCGCCGUCGCUCUGAUGGCGAGACUGGAAAACAUCAACACACACUCCUUCAACAACUUCAAACUGAGGAUCGGGAUAAACCACGGGCCUGUGAUCGCGGGCGUCAUCGGCGCUCAUAAACCUCAGUAUGACAUCUGGGGAAACACGGUCAACGUGGCCAGCCGAAUGGACAGCACUGGAGUCCUGGAUAAAAUACAGGUGACGGAGGAAACCGCUCAUGUGGCGCAAACGCUGGGCUAUGAUGUCACUCUGAGAGGAGUGGUCAACGUCAAGGGCAAAGGUCAACUGACCACGUACUUUAUCGUCACGGAGCAAACGCUGAAGUCCUGACAACACGGACCACGUUCUCAGUGAACGCCUGAAACAUCAAGCUCACAGUCAUAGCUAAGCGAGUAGAGAUCCUGAGUGUUUCACUAAGGUCCUUUACGGCAGGUGUUUUCACAUCGGAGUUCGUAAAGGAGUGCCAGUGGGCCCGUAGAAAAGUUUACAGGAAAACAAUGUCAA
Molecule: messenger RNA, 3786 nt
Organism: Rhinichthys klamathensis goyatoka
Lineage: Eukaryota; Metazoa; Chordata; Actinopteri; Cypriniformes; Leuciscidae
Product: adenylate cyclase type 4-like
Exons: 26
Coding region: 187-3612 (1141 amino acids)
Biological process (GO): intracellular signal transduction; adenylate cyclase-inhibiting G protein-coupled receptor signaling pathway; adenylate cyclase-activating G protein-coupled receptor signaling pathway
Cellular component (GO): plasma membrane
Molecular function (GO): adenylate cyclase activity
Source: RefSeq, a predicted model, not a curated record